CCCCGGGGAGCGCGAGGAGCCGGCAAGCGCGCGGCCUGCCGUUGGCGGCCUAGUCCGUGGCGCUUGGCGCCCACCCGCCCCGCAGGUGGGGCCCAAGCCCCCGGGAAGAUGGUGUCCUGGAUGAUCUCCAGAGCCGUGGUGUUGGUGUUUGGAAUGCUUUAUCCUGCAUAUUAUUCCUACAAAGCUGUGAAAACAAAAAACGUGAAAGAAUAUGUUCGAUGGAUGAUGUACUGGAUUGUUUUUGCUCUCUAUACUGUGAUUGAAACAGUUGCAGAUCAAACAGUUGCUUGGUUUCCCCUGUAUUAUGAACUUAAGAUUGCUUUUGUCAUAUGGCUGCUCUCUCCCUAUACCAAAGGAGCAAGUUUAAUAUAUAGAAAAUUUCUCCAUCCACUUCUUUCUUCAAAGGAAAGGGAGAUUGAUGAUUACAUUGUUCAAGCAAAGGAGCGAGGCUAUGAGACUAUGGUAAACUUUGGACGUCAAGGUUUAAACUUAGCAGCUACUGCUGCUGUCACCGCAGCCGUGAAGAGCCAAGGAGCAAUAACUGAACGUUUAAGAAGUUUCAGUAUGCAUGACUUAACAGCCAUUCAAGGUGAUGAGCCAGUAGGGCAGAAACCUUACCAACCUCUGCCAGACGCAAGAAAGAAAAGUAAACCAGCACCCAGUGAAUCAGCAGGGUAUGGAAUUCCACAGAAAGACAGAGAGGAGAAAACAGACGAGGAGAAUGGGCCAUACUCAGAUGACGAGAUGUUAACACAUAAAGGACUUCGAAGAUCGCAAAGCAUGAAAUCCGUGAAAACUGUCAAAGGCCGAAAAGAGGUGCGGUAUGGGUCACUGAAAUACAAAGUGAAGAAGAGACCGCAGGUGUAUUUUUAGCCAUCUGCCCUUCAAGUACUCUGAAGAAGAAUUACACUAAUACAUCAACUUCAUUUUCAAAUAUUAUGUAUUCAAGA
Messenger RNA from Elephantulus edwardii (Cape elephant shrew), 950 nucleotides. RefSeq names its product receptor accessory protein 3 (gene REEP3). Gene Ontology annotation, biological process: endoplasmic reticulum tubular network organization. Bases 109 to 873 code for a protein of 254 amino acids. NCBI's taxonomy places the organism in Eukaryota, Metazoa, Chordata, Mammalia, Macroscelidea, Macroscelididae. Gene Ontology annotation, molecular function: microtubule binding. Gene Ontology annotation, cellular component: endoplasmic reticulum tubular network; endoplasmic reticulum membrane; cytoplasmic microtubule. The record is from RefSeq and is a predicted model, not a curated record. The transcript has 8 exons.